This is a messenger RNA of Protobothrops mucrosquamatus (brown spotted pit viper), 2667 nucleotides long. It is a transcript of the gene PTCHD1, whose product is annotated as patched domain containing 1. Gene Ontology annotation, biological process: cognition; chemical synaptic transmission. Gene Ontology annotation, cellular component: plasma membrane; synapse. The transcript is spliced from 3 exons. Lineage: Eukaryota; Metazoa; Chordata; Lepidosauria; Squamata; Viperidae. Bases 1 to 2667 code for a protein of 888 amino acids. The record is from RefSeq and is a predicted model, not a curated record.
AUGUUGCGGCAGGUCUUGCACAGGGGGCUGAGAACGUCUUUCGCUAGACUCGGCCACUUCGUUGCCAGCCACCCGGUCUUCUUUGCCUCUGCGCCCGUGCUCAUCUCCAUCUUGCUGGGGGCCAGUUUCAGCAAGUACCAGAUCGAGGAGAGCGUGGAACACCUGCUGGCCCCCAAACACAGCCUGGCCAAGAUCGAGAGGAACCUGGUCAAUAGCCUCUUCCCGGUGAACCGGUCCAAGCACCGGCUCUAUUCCGAUCUGCAGACCCCAGGGAGAUACGGCAGAGUCAUCAUCACAUCCUUUGUCAAGGCGAACAUGCUGGACCAACACCACACCGAUCUGAUCUUAAAGUUGCAUUCUGCUGUGACCAGGAUCCAAGUACAAAGACCUGGUUUCAAUUACACAUUUGCUCAUAUCUGCAUCCUAAAUAAUGACAAGUCCUGCAUAGUGGAUGACAUUGUACAUGUCCUGAAGGAACUGAAGGCUGCUCGCUUGUCUAAUCAAACUAAUUUUGCUAUCACAUAUCCAAUCACACACUUAAAGGAUGGCAGGGAAGUAUACAAUGGGCACCAGCUUGGUGGAGUCACUGUGCACAGCAAAGAUCGGGUAAAGUCUGCCGAAGCCAUUCAGCUUACCUAUUACUUGCAGGCAAUCAACUCCUUAAAUGACAUUGUAGCAGAAAAAUGGGAAUCCAACUUCUGUGACACAGUAGAACUGUUCCAGAAAUCCAACCGGAAUGUCACAAUAUAUCCUUUCACUUCAUCAUCCCUUCAAAAAGACUUCCAGAAGACAAGUAGGGUAUCAGAACAUUACCUAACCACAAGUCUAGUCCUUGUGGUGAUCUUGGCAAUGCUCUGUUGUUCCAUGCAAGACUGCGUCCGCAGCAAACCUUGGCUUGGCCUCCUUGGCUUGUUAACUGUGACUCUAGCCACUCUCACUGCAGCUGGAAUCAUUAAUCUGACUGGUGGGAAAUAUAAUUCUACCUUCCUGGGAAUUCCUUUCAUCAUGUUAGGGCACGGAUUAUAUGGAACUUUUGAAAUGUUGUCCUCCUGGAGGAAAACUAGAGAAGACCAACAUGUAAAAGAGAGAACUGCAGCUGUGUUCGCAGACUCCAUGCUCUCCUUUUCUCUCACCACUGCCAUGUAUCUGGUGACUUUUGGGAUUGGUGCCAGCCCUUUCACCAACAUUGAAGCAGCCAGGAUCUUCUGCUGCAAUUCUUGUAUUGCAAUUUUCUUCAACUACCUCUAUGUACUCUCCUUUUAUGGUUCCAGCCUCGUGUUUACUGGCUACAUAGAAAACAACUACCAGCAUAGUAUCUUCUGCCGAAAGGUACCAAAACCAGAGGUAUUACAAGAGAAGCCUGCUUGGUAUAGGUUUCUUCUGACAGCCAAAUUUAGCGAGGAUACAGCAGAGUCAGAGGAAACAAACAGUUACGAAAGCCACCUUUUGGUGUGUUUCCUCAAGCGUUAUUAUUGUGACUGGAUAACAAACACGUAUGUCAAGCCUUUUGUAGUUCUCUUUUACCUUAUUUAUAUUUCCUUUGCCUUAAUGGGCUACUUGCAGGUCAGCGAAGAGUCAGACCUCAGUAACAUUGUAGCAACUGCAACACGAACCAUGGAGUACACUACUGCUCAGCAGAAGUACUUCAGCAAUUAUAGUCCUGUCAUUGGGUUUUAUAUUUAUGAAUCAAUAGAAUAUUGGAAUAUGACCGUUCAAGAUGACAUGCUAGAGUAUACCAAGGGGUUUGUAAGGAUAUCUUGGUUUGAGAGCUAUUUGAAUUAUCUGAGAAAGCUCAACAUAUCAACUGGAUUAUCUAAGAAAAAUUUUACUGAUAUGCUGAGGAACUCCUUUCUGAAAGCUCCCCAGUUUGCCCAUUUUUCAGAGGAUAUCAUUUUUUCCAAAAAAUACAAUAAUGAAGUUGAAGUGGUGGCCUCUCGAAUGUUCUUGGUAGCUAAGACCAUGGAUACCAAACGAGAAGAACUCUAUCACCUCCUGGAAACCUUACGAAAGCUCUCUCUCAAAUCUAAGGUGAAGUUUAUUGUUUUCAACCCAUCCUUUGUCUACAUGGAUCGUUAUGCCUCCUAUGUGGGGGCCCCCUUGCAGAACUCCUGUAUUAGUGCUUUAUUCCUGCUCUUCUUCUCUGCAUUCCUGGUGGCAGAUUCUCUCAUCAAUGUAUGGCUCACACUCACAGUUGCCUCAGUCGAAUUUGGAGUUAUAGGUUUUAUGACCCUGUGGAAAGUUGAGCUGGACUGUAUUUCUGUGUUGUGCUUAAUUUAUGGAAUUAAUUAUACAGUUGACAACUGUGCACCUCUCUUGUCAACAUUUGUCCUGGGCAAAGAUUUCACAAGAACUAAAUGGGUAAAGAAUGCCCUGGAAGUGCACGGGGUAGCGAUUUUACAGAGCUACCUCUGCUACAUUGUUGGUCUGAUUCCUCUCGCAGCUGUGCCUUCAAAUCUGACCCGUACACUGUUCAGGUGCUUGUUUUUGAUAGCAUUAGUCACAUUCUUUCAUUGCUUUGCCAUUUUACCUGUGAUACUAACUUUUCUGCCACCGUCAAAGAAAAAAAGGAAAGAGAAGAAAACUCCUGAGAAUCGGGAGGAAAUAGAAUGUGUUGAAAUGGUAGAUAUGGAUAGUACCCGGGUGGUUGACCAAAUUACAACAGUCUGA